Molecule: messenger RNA, 1030 nt
Organism: Hypanus sabinus (Atlantic stingray)
Lineage: Eukaryota; Metazoa; Chordata; Chondrichthyes; Myliobatiformes; Dasyatidae
Product: AN1-type zinc finger protein 6-like
Exons: 6
Coding region: 383-988 (201 amino acids)
Molecular function (GO): zinc ion binding; DNA binding
Source: RefSeq, a predicted model, not a curated record
UGCUGCAGUGGCCGGCUGCGUCUGGCGGUGGCGCUGGCUGCCGCUCCAACUCUUAUCGCGUCAGUUCAGCAAAAAAACAGGGAGGCUUCAGUCGCUUCCAGGAGGCAGUAAGUGUAGAGACGGAGGUGUAAAGGAGCCAGGACAGUCGUCGGUUUGUGAACUUCCAUCUUCCUCCCCACCCCUCCUUUCCUGCAUUCUGUCUGCCUCUCCCCCUUCACCAUUGUCAUUUUAAAUCUCCCCCAUUCUUCCCUCUUUAAUUCCUUUUCUCUGCCACCCCCCCCCCCGAUUUUUCCCCCUGUCUUGUGUUGUUGAAGAAGACCUUUGUGAAUACCAGGAUCUAUUCCGAGCCGAACUGAAAGAAGAAGAUAAGGAACAGUGAGCAAUGGCUCAAGAGACUAACCAGACCCAAGUGCCUAUGCUAUGUCCGACAGGCUGCGGUUUCUACGGAAACCCCCGCACAAAUGGAAUGUGCUCCGUCUGCUACAAGGAAUUUCUACAGAAACAGAACAACAGUGAGCGAAUCAGUCCAUCGGGCACAGCCAGUAACCCAUCGUCAGAUCCUGCACUGGCUCCAAGCACCGAAUCAUCCCAGCAGGGCUCCACAUCUACGGUGGUCUCUUCCACACCCCCAGCCGUGGCCGCUGCCUCGGACAGCACCAGCCCAACAUUGCCAAUGGACACUUCGGAAACAAAAGAGACGACAAUGGAACAGAAGUUGGAAGCGUCGUUGUUGGCAGCGGACGAUCCGCACGGAUCCCAGGAAGAUCCGGAGAAGUCACCGGAGAAGAACAAGAAACGGAAUCGUUGCUUCCUUUGCAAGAAGAAAGUGGGACUGACAGGCUUCGAGUGCCGGUGUGGGAACUUGUACUGCUCGGUGCACAGAUAUUCCGACAUGCAUGACUGUCACUUCGACUACAAAGCGGAUGCAGCCGAGAAGAUCCGGAAGGAGAAUCCCAUGGUGGUCGGGGAGAAGUUGCAAAAGAUUUAACGAGGCCUCGGAAUAAAUCCUGAGUCUGCAUGUCUGACCGAA